This is a messenger RNA of Chlamydomonas reinhardtii, 2860 nucleotides long. RefSeq lists its product as uncharacterized. The transcript has 7 exons. Gene Ontology annotation, molecular function: mRNA binding. Gene Ontology annotation, cellular component: nucleus; ribonucleoprotein complex; cytoplasm. The coding region runs from base 67 to 2475 and encodes 802 amino acids. Lineage: Eukaryota; Viridiplantae; Chlorophyta; Chlorophyceae; Chlamydomonadales; Chlamydomonadaceae. The record is from RefSeq and is a predicted model, not a curated record.
UUAAUAUGCAUGUGCUGCAAGCUACCUUCAUAGUUUCCUGACAACAAGAACCAAGCAAUUGCCAGUAUGUCUGAACAGGCGCCUAGCAAGGAGGACCGCGAUCGGGACUCACAGAAGGAGUAUGCUCCUAGCAAGGAUUAUGCAGAGAAGUAUCCUCCGCGCGAGCCCAGGGGCGGGACUGGGGGAGGCCACAGGGACUACGCCAAGAGCAACAGCGGGCGGGACAACAAAAUUUAUGUUGGUGGUCUGAAUUUCUCGGCCACGAAGGAUGAUAUCUACGAUGUGUUUUCUGAGGCGGGCAAGGUGAUCAACAUCCAGCUAGUGGUCGACCACGAGACGCAGCGCUCCAAGGGUUACGCCUUUGUGUCUUUCGCCGAUGAGGAUGCGUACCUGUACGCCCUGCGCAAGAUGAACGGUGUCCAGGUCAAGGGACGCAGCGUGGUUGUGAAUAAGGCCCUAAACCCGGAGGAAAAGGCCCAGUUCGAGCGGGAGAAGGGUGUGCAGCCCCGCGAACGGGACGAGGCGCCUCGCCGCCCGCACAACAGCGAACGGCCUCAUUUUGAUCGGCCGCCGGGUCCCAAGGUCAAGGGCUACCGUGUUACAGUGUAUGGCCUCCCCGAGACCUACACAUGGAGGGAGCUGAAGGACUUUCUGCGCACCCAGACCAACGCCCAGCCGACCUACGCGAACAUCGAGCGUCCUGGCGUCGGCGUCGGCGAGUUCACGACGUCGACGGAGCGCAGCACCGCCAUCCGGGUGAUUGACGGCAUGUCCUUUGAGGGCGCCAAGCUACGCUGCGAGCCGCUGCACAUGGAGGAAGGUGCGGACGCAGCUGAGGAGCGCGGCGCGCCCGCUGCCAGCGACCGGUACGACGGAGGCGCGCCUGACCGCACUGGCGGCUCCUACCACAAGUCGGAGCGGGCAGCCGGCGGCGGCGGCCAUGAGGAGAAGAGCUAUCCCCGCGAGGAGCGCCGUGGCGGCGGCGAGAAGGCCGCUGCUGGCGGCGGCUAUGACGACCGCUACGGCUAUGAUGAGCCGUACGAGGGCGGUGCCGGUGGUGCCGGUGGUGGCGGCGGCUACAGCUCGCGCGAGGGCGGCCGCGCUGUUGCCGGCUAUGAGGGCGGCGGUGGCGGCCGGGCCGCUGCGGCUGCUGGAGGUGGCAGUGCUGCCUACGACGACCGGUACCCGCCGGAGAAGUACAGCCGUGGCGACUACCCGCCCACCACAGCUCGCGGUGCAGGCUACGAGGGCAGCGGCGGUCGCGGCGGUGGCGGCGGCGGCGGCGGCUAUUACGAGGCAGGUGGUGGCGGUGGUGGCGGCUACCGGGAGCCAGUCUACCGCGAGGGCGGCGGUGGCGGUCGCGGCGGCGGCGGCGGCGGCGUCGGCUACGAGGGCGGGCGUGGCGGCUAUGAGGGCGGCCGGGCAGGAUACGAGGGCAGUCGCGGAGGAUAUGAGGGCGGGCGUGCCGGCUACGAGGGCGGGCGUGCUGGCUACGAGGGCGGCCGCGGCGGUUAUGAGGGCGGUCGAGGCGGCUACGAGGGAGGUUACAGCGCUCGUGAGGCUGGCUACAGCGCUCGUGAGGCUGGUUACAGCGCUCGUGAGGGCGGCUACAGCGCUCGUGAGGCUGGCUACAGCUCCCGCGAGGGCUACGGCCCUGCCGGUGGUGGCGGCUAUCGCGAGCCGGCCCGUGAUGCCGAGUACGGCCCGAGCGGCGGCCGCGGCGGCGCCGCCUAUGAUGAGCGCUACCCGCCCGCCAAAUACGCGCGGACCGAGUACCCGCCUGCUGCUGGCGGCGGCGGCCGGGGCGGCGACUACUGGGAUGGCUAUGAGGGUGGUGGUGGCGGCGGCCGUGGCGGCGCCGGCUACGACAGCGGCUAUGAGGGCCGCGGCGGCCGUGGAGAGCCCGGCUAUGUCGCGCCGCCCGCCAAGGGUGAUGGCUACGCUGCCGGUCCACCCAGCCGCGGCGAGCGCGGCGCCGACUACGCCCGUGGCGAUGGCUACGCCGCCGGCGGCUACCCCGCGCGCGAGGCCGGGUACGGCGGCAGCGCCCGCGGCAGCGGUGCCGCCGCCGCCGGCGGCAGCGCACGGGAUGCGGGCUAUUACGAGCGGGGUUACGAGGGUGGCGGCGGCGGCCGUGGCGGCGGCGGGGGCGGUUAUGAGCGGGGCUACGACCGGGGCUAUGACCGGGGCUAUGACCGCGGCGGCGACUAUUACGAGGAGGGUGCCGGAUACAAGUCUGGGGGUGGCGGUGGUGGCUACGGCGCACCCGCGUCCCGCGGGCCGCCGGCGGCGGGCGGCGCCCCGGCGGCGGCGGCAGCAUUGACGCCGACAGGCAGCGGCGGCCGUGGCGCGGCGGCGGCGUACGCCCCGGACGCCGGGUAUGAGGGCUCGGGCCGCGGCGGCCCGGACCGCAGCUACCCGCCCGCGCGCAACGGUGGCGGUGGUGGCGGCUACGAGCGCGCGGCGCCCUACUAAGUGGCGGGAGGGAUCGAGUCGGGCUGGGGACACGACGAUGAGCGCGCUCAGCUGGGCUGUCGGGUCGGUAAGGAUUUUGUGGAGCAGGAUUGGCACGUGUCUGUGUGUGGAAUUGGUUGCGUGCAGUGUUUGGAUUUGGAAUAUGCUGAAUAUAUGCAGGACGGGACAAACGCCCCAGCGUCAGUGGGGCAAGAGCUCGGGGCCUGUGUUGACGAGGCGGAAGGGUCGAGGGGGCAACCGGAAUCAGCAUGGGAGGGAGGGGGCGUGCGACGUGCGACUGUUCGAGUGCAUGCAGGGCAGCGGACCGAGAGCGCUGGAAUGCGCAUGGAACUGUGCUGACGAUGUACGCUUUGAUUGAAGCACGGUAUUGUAACGAGGUUCGAGC